This is a messenger RNA of Guyanagaster necrorhizus, 1595 nucleotides long. RefSeq lists its product as uncharacterized. Gene Ontology annotation, biological process: regulation of transcription by RNA polymerase II. The transcript is spliced from 5 exons. Lineage: Eukaryota; Fungi; Basidiomycota; Agaricomycetes; Agaricales; Physalacriaceae. The record is from RefSeq and is a predicted model, not a curated record. Gene Ontology annotation, cellular component: nucleus. The coding region runs from base 70 to 1509 and encodes 479 amino acids.
AGCGGCUUCCAUGUCAAACUUGGCGAAAAAAAAGUUGACCUCUUGUCGCGUCCUUGCUCGACCGCGACAAUGACGGAGACACUUGUCCAAUCCACUGUUCUAGGGAAACGAAAGGUUCAUCCGGCAACAGAUUUUGUUCUUCAUCUUGCUUCCAGUCCAGAACCAGGCCCUACAGACUCGGAAUAUGAGGUGCCGUCGACGAGCAAAUCUGACGUUCCUUCCAAGCCUAUUCUCGUCAACGGGAAGCUCGUUAGCUACACGAAGAAAAGAUAUAGAUGCACCUUUGAGGGUUGCGACAAGGCUUACUCAAAGCCCUCACGUUUAGAGGAACACGAACGUUCACACACAGGCCAGCGCCCGUUCGUUUGUGAUACAUGCAGCAAAUCGUACCUUAGGGAAACCCAUCUGCAAGCACAUGCUCGAAGCCAUUUACCUGAAUCUUCAAGACCUUUGGUAUGCCAACUGCCAAAUUGCGGGAAGCGAUUUUGGACUAGACAGCAUCUCCGUGCCCAUACGACUUGGCACAGUGGUGCCAAGAAGUUUACUUGUUCUGAACCUGGCUGCGGUGAUGCCUUUAUGAAGCACCAUCAUCUGCGGACGCAUAUCUGUACUACGCAUGCACCUCCUGGAACGAAACCUUUUCAAUGUACCCACCAAGGCUGUACAAAGUCUUUUGAUACCAAGCAACAUUUAUAUACCCAUGGCAAGAUUCACUAUGACAAACGGUACACAUGCGUACAUCAGAAUUGUCUCGCCGCGCCAGGCCAGUCACCUACAUAUUAUUCUACGUGGUCAUCUCUGCAACGUCAUAUCCGCACCGCACAUCCUCCAACCUGUGCACAUCCCUCCUGUAAUGGCAAAACAUUUUCUACCCAGAAGGGCUUGAGAGCACACGAGAAGCUCCACUUAGAGUGGGACGCCGAGGCCCAACUAGAAGCAAACGAACCUCCUCGCAAGAGGCGACGCGGUGGAGAACUUGGUCGGGACUGGCUAUGUGAUGUCGAGUAUUGUGGGAAAGACUUCAAAUCUAAAAAGGCUUUGACGACGCAUCACAACGUCACCCACCUUUGUAGAAGAGACCAUGUCUGUCCUUAUGAUGAUUGCAAACGGGCGUUUGGAUACAAGCACCUCCUCCGGCGCCACUUGGCUAAAGUGCAUACCCCUUCCGACGAAGAGUCGCUCUCGGACCGUGAAGAGUCGUCUUCAUCUUCGGACGAAGAGACAGCCAAAUUUGAUAUCGACGCGCUUACAGGCAAUUUGUACAAGCAGAGAGCGAAGAAGAAAUUGGAGUCCUCUCCAAAUGCACUCCCUUGUCCCUACCCUCGGAUGCAUGAGGCUGGUUUGCCGUGCAACGGCACUCUGAGCGAAGGAAACUGCGAUUACGUGUUCAGCCGAGCGUAUGACUUCCGGAGACAUCUUGCGUCGGUGCAUGAAUUGCCUCUUGAGAAGGAGGAGGUCGAUGCUUGGGUAAAGAAAGCUAAAAGGGCCAAGUUAGAUACCCAGCACUAAUAGAAUAUACGUUUUGAAUACUCUCAUUUAUUCCACGUUGUGCUGAAUGGUAUACGACUCAAACUCUAAUCAAUACGGUUGCUAUU